CAACUUUCGAACCCUGCUGCAGGCUCCGCACAACUUUUGCCAUUGGUGGUGGCUUGAAAGAAUGCACAGCUCCUCAUCAGCAGGACAUUUUGCUGGGGAACUUUCUGUAAUCUGUCAUCUUUGAGGCAGCCAUAGGUCCUACUCAAAGCCCUGAGCUUCCUACCCACUUUGUGUCCUCCUUUCAGAGAUUGUGCCCUCCUGUUUCGGGUGGUUAGCUGGUGGUGAAAAGUCCGUAAGUCACAAUCUGCAUCAUGCUGAGAUUUGGUUUCACCUUUGGGUAAGGCUCUAGCCAUGUUGCUUGUUUGAUCGGGAGCAGUGGGCUUAAAGGUAGUGCCGUCGACCCAUCAGGCUUAGUGCACCGAUGUCCUCGUCUUGGGCUCGUUGUGCGAGAAAGCUGCAUUGGACCACGCAAUCUGGUGACUAUGGAGCUUCUAGAAACCCAAGCCCUUCAGCAUCUACAAAAUUGAGAAUCAAAACGACGGGGAGAUGCAUCUGCCAACGACAACGUUUAGUAACACCUACCCAGUCCUUAAACACCCAAAACCUGCUCAGACACAUCGUAUCGUUCCCCUCGCUGCUAUUAUGGCCGAUUCAAACGGCCUCCAACAGAAUACAUACACACAAACAGCCCCCCACCCUGGCAAAAGUAAGCCCCCCGCCAGUCCCCCAUAUCCACAGCAGUAACGGAAGAAACCCCACAAUGUCAGCAACUGACCAAGCGCCUAACCUAGAAAAUGCGCACCCCUUAGUGAGCCAUAAGGCGAUGCAAGAGGCCAUUGCGCACGCCGCUAUUCCUCUUCCUCCCAGAAAGAAAAGAGCCCAGGCAGGGGAUCCAGCAGACCCGCCGGCGGGAUUCAUUCUGAACGAGAGAGGGGGGCUCGUAAAAGUAGAAGAGGCAGAGAGAGCCACUAUCCUGAGAGAUCCUGAGUCGGGCCGCAACUUAGAGUGUAUAGUUAGGAGGCGGAUCAAGAGUAGGCAGGGCCGGGAGUACCUUCUGCUUUUGGCAAUGGACACGCCCAUCGAAGUUUUGUUAGCGGACCACUCUAGUCAGACCUACAAAGAGAUUAGCGAUGAAGACGUUGUCAAACUACUGCCGCAUGCCACAUUUGCACUAGCGAAGAGAAAGCUGCACCUAGUCCAGAGCGGGUUCUGUCUAACCGUAAGAGGAGCUGUAUCAUACACCGAAGACGACAUCGUCGAGCUAGACAAAGGUUCAGGAAAUGGCGAAACUGAUGCGGCAGCCGAGGGCGUAGAGAUCUGCAGGUUUAGACUGGAAGAUAACGAGUAUCUGCUGUACACACCAUUUGAGCCGGUCCUCUUUGUAGCAUAUCGGGAUGGACCCCAGGAGGAGCUCCAACUAGCCGUCGACCAUGAGUUUGAAGACCGAGCCGUGCACACACUGCUGCAAGAGGAGCGGCGGUUUCAAGAGAUGGUGGAUGAAGAGGAAGCGUUUGAAGAUGUUCUCAUGCGGCGGAAAGGUUCCAGGUAGUGUUGUCGAUCUGCUUGUGUGGCUUUUAGCAAAGAAACACUCUUCACUGAUUGGUGUGUUCUCUGCAUGAGUUGCGAGAAUGUCCGGUGUAUGUACGUAAAUCGGCGUUGCUUUGAUGGGCUACCGAAGCCCAAGGUACAUGAAGGUACAUAUGAGUAGUAAAGAUGGAUCACAAAGAGUCGAGAAGGAUUACCAGGUGUGUGGCAGGUACAUGGCGAGAAUGUGCAUUCAGCGUAAUUGG
Molecule: messenger RNA, 1730 nt
Organism: Klebsormidium nitens
Lineage: Eukaryota; Viridiplantae; Streptophyta; Klebsormidiophyceae; Klebsormidiales; Klebsormidiaceae
Source: the annotation of a GenBank genome assembly